Messenger RNA from Periophthalmus magnuspinnatus, 2555 nucleotides. It is a transcript of the gene fam234a, whose product is annotated as family with sequence similarity 234 member A. The record is from RefSeq and is a predicted model, not a curated record. The transcript has 12 exons. The coding region runs from base 362 to 1987 and encodes 541 amino acids. Gene Ontology annotation, molecular function: protein binding. Lineage: Eukaryota; Metazoa; Chordata; Actinopteri; Gobiiformes; Gobiidae.
GUUUCGGGGAACGGGUGAGUGUCGACAGUGAUUGGGUCUAAUCAGAGGCAGUAAUAACCAUUAAUACGCAUUUAUCUAAAGAAGUCCAAAGAAAGCUGUACGCACAAACAGGUCAGCGGUCAGUCAUAGUUAUGUGAUUCAUUAGCGCUAGAGUGUUCACUGUGGAGAAGACAAACAUGCAUCUACAGAAAAUCUGGACUUGUUUGACUGAGUCUUGUGAUUGGUCUGUGCAUGUGACGCCGUAAAGCUGCUUUUGGAAGGUCUGUCAGCUAAAUACAGGAAGAGAAAAGUUUUCCUGCCUGUUAAACAGCCUGCUCGUCUCUUCGGAAACUAUUCCUGUCUAUGGUAAUGCACUGCAAAGAUGGAAAAUUCAGACCAUCCCGCUGAGGGAGACCCUUUGAAAAGAGAAGAUGGGGUAGAAGCAGGCCCUCCUGCAUCCACUACAGAGCUUAAGAAGGGCUGUAAAGAGUUGGGCUUUGCCAAACUCACGCACUGGCGCACAGCAGUGUUUUUCUUCUCCUUGUUCCUCUGCCUUACUGUAGUCUUUGCCUUCUCCUUCAUCAUCCCAUGUCCAGUCAGACCACAGUAUCUUAUAGCAUGGAACAGGACAUUCAAUGAAACAGCCACAUAUGACUUUCUGGCAGUUGAAUAUGCAAGUAAAGACAAGGUGAUGGAUGUGCUGUUUGUCAUCAAGAGUAGUGACGAAAGUCAGAAUAUUACUUGUGCUGAUAAAGGUCUGCCAUCUCCAUGCAUCUUUUUGCUCGCUGUUGAUGGGACAGAUGGAGAGACUCUGUGGAAGCAACCACUGGAGCCAGAGUUCCACUGGGCACAGUGUGGUCUGAAGAAAUACAGUAGCAGGAGCUGGGACUGUCUGGUGUCACACUCUGAUAAACUCACAGCUAUUGACAAAUCCAAAGGAGAAGUUCAGUGGCAGCAGCCACAGCCAGCUGGGCAGCCCAGCACUAUUCCUGUUUUGAGUCUUCCAGAUCUGGAUAGUGACAAGGAAGGCGAUGUUGCUCUCUUAGCCCAUGACUCUGAAAGCACCAAGGUGAUUUUUCUCUCAGGGAAAACUGGUUUGCAGAUUGGUUCAACAGUUCAAGUUAAUGCAACAAAAACUGUCAAUCAUCUUCUGUAUCGAACCAAAGGUGGUUCCUACUAUAUACUUUUUGAAAAAGACACAGGACUAUUUGGACUUGCACUGUGGAGAGUAGCUGCUAAAGCAGGAAUUGAGGCAGGUCUCACCAAAGACAAACACUGGGAAAGCAAAGCCAAUGCAAUAGGACUUGUGCACAUUUUCAAAUCUGAACAAGUAAGACAAGUGUUAAAAACUGCUGAAAAAGAUUCUGCAAACUUGCUUGUUGUGACGGACACAGAAGUGCUACAAAUUGAUGGGAACUUGGAGAUAUUGUGGAUGUAUAAUACCAGCUCUAUCCUAGGGAUACCGUCUUUUGGUCACUUCAACAAAGAUGAAAUUCUUGAUGUUGUUAUUGAAGAGGGUGUUGGCAAUAACACAAAGAAGGUGAUCAUUUUGGAUGGAGAGUCUGGAGUUGUAGUAUGGGAAGUCACUCUCCAGGCCAGUACGAAUUCACCACGACCUGCUUCCAUUCACACCGCCAAUUCCUUUUCUGUCUUUAUGUUCUGGGGCCUUGUGGGGACAGAGACCAACUCAUCUGUGGAAAUAACAAGCAACCGCCGUGCCUACAUGCUCCAUCCAUUAUAUUCUAAAGUGCUUCUUGAGUCCCCCAAUGCUGUGGACCAUAUUAUCACGUUCAGAGCCACAUUGUUGGAACACGGGCGUCACGCUGCCUACUUCACACUCACUGGUCCUGGGUCAGAGGGGGUUGAGGGGACUGUGAUCCUCAGCAAAAGAAAACUGAAGCAGGAUGUUCCCGAGAGCAGAGUCAUUCGGAUCGGCUCCGGAGGAGACACAGAGACCAAUGAGAACAUCAAAGAGGCCUUCAACAGACUGCGUUUCAGUGAUGAGUGAAUAAAGCUGUGUAUGAGUGUACUGUAAAUAACUGUUAAAACUGCUGACAGCCAAAGAGACUUCUAAAAGGUAUAAGGGCUUUUCCUUACCUUAACUUGCUGCAAAAUGGGCAUUAUGUAGUUUUUGUUCCAAUUACUUCUUCUCUGACAAUCACACUACAAAAUAUAGGUCUAUUUAUAUCAUAUGUAGCUGUAUGUACUAAUCUGUUGCUUCGUGAACUUGAUCAUAUGGGGUUAAAGGUUUUUGUUACUUUUUGCAGGGAAUGUAAGGGGUGUGUUUGGUUAAAUAUAUACAGUGGAAUCAUUAAUUGUAUAUAAAGAGUGGAAUAUACUGAGUUUGAACUUGAAAUCAUGCCCUGCUGAGGUGGUUGAUUAUGAAGCAAAUGAAUGAGCAGUGCUAAUAGAAAAUUUUGGCAAUGAAUGCAUAUUAUACAUGUAACUUAAUCCAGAAUGCUGGAGCUCAUGAAUGUGGUCAGACCAAAUGUUUGUUUUGUUUUUUUUCAUUGCUGUGGUUUUAUUAUAAGUUCAUAUGCAAGAAAAACAACAUUAAAGAGCUUUGAAAUAUCUUA